Molecule: messenger RNA, 806 nt
Organism: Sitodiplosis mosellana (orange wheat blossom midge)
Lineage: Eukaryota; Metazoa; Arthropoda; Insecta; Diptera; Cecidomyiidae
Product: DNA-directed RNA polymerase III subunit RPC1-like
Exons: 3
Biological process (GO): DNA-templated transcription
Molecular function (GO): DNA binding; DNA-directed RNA polymerase activity
Source: RefSeq, a predicted model, not a curated record
ACAUGUGCCCGAGUGAUGUUAAAAGACGUCGACAAUCGAUAACCUCACAAAUUCUGGGCAAAGCAAAGAAACACACGAAAUGUCCACAUUGCGGUGCAAUUAAUGGGCCGGUCAAAAAAGGGCCUGGUUUGAUGAAGAUAUUGUAUGAGCCAUUUCGCGGAAAGAAAACCACAGAUCCUAUCAUGCAAGAGCAGCUCAACGAGCUUCAAGAGGCGACCGUGAGAAAUCGAGAGUUGGCAGCAAUGAUUGGACCAGCUGCCCUGAUUUGUGAAUUGAAUCCAUUGCAAGUGUUGGAUUUAUUCAAACGAAUCCCAAAAUCCGAUGUGCCACUGCUUGGAAUGACUUCUGCCGAUGCAAAUCCAGCCAAUUUGAUCGUAACGCGCGUCUUUGUGUCACCAGUUUGUAUUCGGCCAAGCGUCGUAUCGGAAAUCAAAGCCGGAACAACGGAAGAUGACUUGACGAUGAAGCAGAGCGAAAUUUUACUCAUCAAUGACGUUAUCAAUAAGCACAUGACCAGCGGUCAUAAAAUCGAACAAGUCCAAGAGGAUUGGGACUUUUUGCAAUUGCAUGUUUCGUUGUAUUUCAACAGCGAGGUGUCGGGCAUUCCGAUGACGAUGUUGCCCAAAAAAUCAUCGCGUGGCAUAGUGCAGCGGUUGAAAGGCAAACAGGGUCGUUUCCGUGGUAAUUUAUCUGGCAAGCGUGUCGAUUUCUCUGGUCGUACUGUAAUCUCGCCGGAUCCAAAUCUUAUGAUCCAUCAAGUGGGUGUGCCCGAGCGAGUGGCUAGAAUUCUUCUUUUUCUUGACUAA